This is a messenger RNA of Vigna unguiculata (cowpea), 4543 nucleotides long. Its product is annotated as putative disease resistance RPP13-like protein 1. The record is from RefSeq and is a predicted model, not a curated record. Gene Ontology annotation, molecular function: ADP binding. NCBI's taxonomy places the organism in Eukaryota, Viridiplantae, Streptophyta, Magnoliopsida, Fabales, Fabaceae.
GAUACACUGGUUGACCGGUGACCAUAAAGUAAACCAUCAUUCAUAAGAAAACAGCUUUUUACCACUCAUCAUCUCAUCAUCACUGCUAUCUCUGAACUCACUCAUUCAGAUCUCUCAUUUCCAUUCAUCCACUCCAUUUUCUACCAUGGCUGUUGAAUUGAUUACCGAUGCUGCUCUGUCCAAAUUCUUUGAGAAGACUUUUGACAAUGUAUUUUCUCGUUUGGGGGACAUAUUUCGUGGAGAUAAAAGUAAAAAGAAGCAGCUAAGCAACUUGAAGGUGAAGCUCCUAGCCGUUGAGGUUGUGACUGAUGACGCAGAACAAAAACAGUUCACAGAUCAACGCGUAAGAGAAUGGCUUCUUAGUGCCAAAGGUUUCAUGUUCGAUGUGGAGGAUCUCUUGGAGGAAAUAAAUCAUGCACUCUCCAAGAGCCAAGUGGAAGCUGAAUCUCAUAGUGCUGCUAAAAAGGUGUGGAAUUCCCUCAAAUCUCCUUUUGUCAGUUUCUUUAAAAAUGAAAUUGAAUCAAGGAUGGAAAAACUCAUUGAGAACCUAGAAUAUCUAGAAACACAAAGCCAUGUUCUAGGUUUGAAAAGGAAUGCUGAUGUUGGGGAGGGAUCAAGAUCGGGAAGUAAAUUACGAUCAACAUAUUUGCCAAACGAUAGUGUUAUCUAUGGCAGAGAUGAUGACAAAGAAUUUGUCCUUAACUGGCUCACAUCUCACACUCACAACAAUCUGUCUAUACUUUCUAUUGUGGGAAUGGGAGGGGUGGGUAAGACCACUCUUGCCCAACAUGUAUUCAAUGAUCCAAGGACGGAUGAGGCUAAAUUUGAUGUCAAAGCUUGGGUCUGUGUUUCUGAUGAAUUUGAUGUGUUCAAGGUAUCCAAAACUAUUCUUGAGCAUGUUACUAGAUCAACUGAUAAUAGUGGAGAUAUCGAGAUGGUUCACCAAAGUUUGAAGGAAACAUUGACUGGGAAAAAAUUUCUUCUUAUUUUGGAUGAUGUUUGGAACGAAGACAAAUCUAAAUGGGAAGAAGUGCAAAAGCCCCUUCUUUACGGAGCACAAGGAAGUAGGAUUGUUGUGACUACCCGUAGUAAGGAAGUUGCUUCUACCAUUCGGUCAAAAGAACGCUUUCUAGAGCAAUUGCCGGAAGGUCCUAGCUUAGAGUUGUUUGCUAAACAUGCAUUUCCAGAUGAUUAUGAUGCUCAAUCAAAUCCAGAGUGCAACAAAAUUGGCGAGAAGAUUGUUAAAAAAUGUAAAGGACUGCCUCUUGCCUUGAAAACAAUGGGAAGUCUAUUAUACAACAAAUUAUCUGUUUCAGAAUGGGAAUUUGUGUUCCAAAGCGAGAUAUGGGACCUUCCAGAAGAGCGUUGUAAUAUUGUUCCCGCCUUAGCAUUGAGCUAUAUCCACCUUCCUUCCCAUUUGAAGGUCUGCUUUGCUUACUGUGCCCUAUUUCCCAAGGAUUAUAAGUUUAAAAAGGAACAUUUGAUUGAGUUAUGGAUUACUGAAAAUUUCCUACAACACGGUAAGAGUCCAGAAGAAACUGGCCAACAAUACUUCAAUGAACUACUAUCAAGGUCCUUCUUUCAACGAUCAGGUGAUGCGGAAGAAGUAUUUGUCAUGCAUGACCUUCUAAAUGAUUUGGCAAAAUAUGUCGCCGGAGACAUAUAUUUCAGGUGUGAACUUAGUCAAACAAAUGAGAUACAAAAAGCAUCUCGGCAUUUUUUCUUUGAACCUGGUGACGACGGAGGCUUUCCUGGGUUUGGAACUUUAUGUAAAACGCAAAGGUUGCGAACAUUUCUGCCAACACCAAAUAGUUUUUGGAUUUGCAAUAUGUCGAUACAUGAAUUGUUCACCAAGUUCAAGUUCUUGCGUAUCUUAUCACUCUCUAAUUGUUGUGACAUUGAAGAGUUACCUGACUCUGUCGGCAAUCUUCAGCAUCUCCGUUCGUUAGACCUCUCCGGGACUGAUAUCAAAAAACUAUCUGAAAGUAUAUGCUCACUUUCCCACUUGCAAAUACUGAAGUUGAACUACUGUAUGGAUUUGGAGGAGUUGCCCUCAAAUUUGCAUUUAAUCACCACUUUGUGUCGUCUUGAAUUUACAUUCACUAAAGUGAGAAAAGUGCCACCAGGUUUGGAAGAACUAAAGAAUCUUAAAGUAAUGAUGGAUAUAUUUAAAGUUGACCAUAGCAUGGAGUCGGGUAUUCAACGGCUAGGAAAGCUCAACAACCUUCAUGAAAGCCUAUCAAUUCAGGGGCUGCAGGACAUUGAGAAUCCCCGAGAUGCAUUAGAAGCAGAUUUGAAGAAUAAAACACACCUAACGGGGUUGGCGUUGGUAUGGGAGAGAACUGGGAACUUUAUUGAUUCAAAAAGGGAAGAGGACGUAAUUGAGAAUCUGAAACCUCCUAAAAACUUGAAGGAGUUGUCAAUCUUCAACUAUGGUGGCAAACAACUUCCAAAUUGGUUACUAGAGAAUUCACUGUGGAAUAUGGUGUUAUUAAAGUUGGAUGGAUGUGAAUCUUGCCAACGUUUACCUCCGCUUGGUCUUUUGCCAUUUCUUAAGAAGCUGGAUAUUUCAGGGUUUGAUGAGAUAGUGAGCAUUGAUGUUGAUUUUCAUGGGAAUAACUCUUCUUCAUUUCAAUCCCUUGAAAGGUUGAAGUUCUCCAAUAUGAGGCAAUGGGAAAAAUGGGAAUGCCAAGCUGUGACAGGUGCUUUUCCAAAUCUUCUAAUGCUUUCUAUAAAGGAUUGUCCGAAACUGAAAGGACAGCUGCCAGAGCUACCUGCUCCUUUGGGAAUGCUAGAAAUGAUAGAUUGCCAACAACUUGAAGGUUUCGCUCCCAGGGUUCUAAAAUUAGAACUACAUAACUGUGGAAAGGUGCAAUUGGAUUGGGCUACAAUGGAAUGGUUUAGAAUGGGUGGGCACCACAUGAAAGCAUUAUUCUCUGAAAGGGAUGGGUCCCACACUCUUGAUGAGUUGGAAAUUGUAGAGUCAAUCACUGAUGACUCUAAAACACCUCUGAUGACCUUUCCACUAGAUUCCUUCCCAACAGUCACAAAACUUGUUCUCUCUGGUUUUGGCAAUCUGCAGAUGAUUUCACUUGAUCAAGCUCAUCAUCAUCUCGAUGUUCUAACAAUCAGUAAGUGCCCUAAACUAGAAUCAUUGCCUGGAAGCAUGCAUAUGUUGCUUCCAUCUCUUACGAGCUUAUGUAUAAAAGACUGUCCAAGACUUGAGUCCUUCACUGACGGAGGUUUGCCAUCAAAUCUGGAGUCUUUAAGAAUCGAAGAUUGUCCAAGACUUGAGUCGUUACCCGAUGGAGGUUUGUUAUCAAAUCUAAGAGAGAUGAGAAUCAUUAAGUGCUCCAAACUUAAAUCAUUGCCUGGAAACAUGCAUAUGCUUCUUCCAUCUCUAAAACAUAUAUGGAUAGAAGACUGUCCAAGACUUGAGUCCUUCACUGACGGAGGUUUGCCAUCAAAUCUGGAGUCUUUAAUAAGAAUCGAAGAUUGUCCAAGACUUGAGUCGUUACCCGAUGGAGGUUUGUUAUCAAAUCUAAGAGAGAUGAGAAUCAUUAAGUGCUCCAAACUUAAAUCAUUGCCUGGAAACAUGCAUAUGCUUCUUCCAUCUCUAAAACAUCUAUGGAUAGAAGACUGUCCAAGACUUGAGUCCUUCCCUGACGGAGGUUUGCCAUCAGGUCUACACGAGAUGACACUCAAGAAUUGCUCUAGACUUGUUGGCUCAUUGAAAGGAGCUUUCAGAGACGGUUCAUAUUUGGGAGACUUGUCCAUUAAGGAACUGGAUGCAAAAUGUUUUCCUGAAGAAGGUUUGCUUCCAGCCUCUCUUACUGAUCUAACCAUCAGUGCUUGUCCAAAUCUAGAAGAAUUAGACUAUAAGGGGCUUUCUCAACUCUCAUCUCUCCGAUCAUUGACUCUUGAGUGCUGCCCCAAACUCCAAUGCUUACCAAAGGAGGGUCUUCCCCAAUCAAUUUCAUAUCUUUUCAUAAUAGGCUGUCCUUUGCUCGAACAACGUUGCCAGGAAGGAGGGAAAGACCGGAAAAAGAUUGCUCACAUUCAACAUAGCAAUUUAUACUAACUACUUAUUUGAAGCGGAGAGAUGGAUCGGUCCAACAAAUGUUUGCAACUUCUCAAACAACAACUCCUGAAUUCUGUGACCAAUUCGACACAUAGCUGUUUAAGUUUUGAAUGGUAUAAACGAUGAUUAAGAGAGAAUGAAGAUACUCAAUUAGCAUUGUCUGAGAUUCAUCAUUUUUGACAGCACUUAUCCGUUCAAGAACUGUGGAUGCACCUGUUAGGGAAGAAGAGAAGGAGACAGACUUACUUCACAUAUAUGUUUGGUUACUAAAAAUACAAUUAUUCUUCUUCUAUUAAUAUAAAGACUUAAUCUUAUAUAGUCAGAGCAUGUUAUGGAAAUUAACAAGCAGUAAUAAGGUGCAAGAUUUGAAUGUAAGGGUGAUAAAAAUCAUUGUAUCUCCAAAACUAGAAGGAACCUACAUUUUACAAGCACUAGAAUAUAUUGGAUGAUAAAAUGUAUUCA